AUGGGGUCCCAUUGCUGCUUUGGCGACUUCCCGGAGGAGUUUGCGCCCCCCUCGAAGUACUCCGGCAAGGAGGGGCAGCCAAGCCGGGAGGUUCUUCGGCGGGGGCCGCGCAGCCCGGGUCACCCCAGGGCCCGCCGAGGGCAGGGUCCACCCAGCGGCGCGCCGUCACGGCGUCCGAAUUCAGGCGUUUCUACGACCGCGGGGACAUGCCGCUGCAGAUCUACCACGGGGGCACGGGGGGCAAGAUCUCGUGGAAGGUCGACGUGGAGAAGCUGGACGACUAUCACCACUACUUGCCCCUGUUCUUCGACGGUCUCCGCGAGAAGGAGGACAUUGCCUUACCGCUUUCUGGCGUUGCAAGGCGUCUACGACUUGCUGGAGAAAGGCGGGUCCAAGAUCCUGCCGGUUGUCCCGCAAUUGAUCAUCCCGAUCAAGACUGCGUUGGCUAGCCGAGACGAGGAAAUCGACACCAUAUGCACUGUGCUUAAGGUCCUCCAGACUCUGGUACAAAGUGGUGAUAUGAUCGGAGAGGCGCUUGUGCCCUACUACAGACAGGAGGGAGGGAUCUUGCCUGUCUUGAACAUAUACAAGAACAAGAACAAGAACCUCGGGGAUUCGAUGGACUAUUCCCAGCGCAAGCGCAUGAACAUCGGAGACUUGAUAUCAGAGACGCUUGAGAUGUUGGAGGCGACCGGUGGCGAGGACGCCUUCAUCAACAUCAAGUACAUGGUGCCCACGUACGAGAGCGCUCAGCUGGCGUGA
Molecule: messenger RNA, 762 nt
Organism: Prorocentrum cordatum
Lineage: Eukaryota; Dinophyceae; Prorocentrales; Prorocentraceae
Source: the annotation of a GenBank genome assembly